AGAGAGAGAGAAAGAAGAGAGAGAGAGAGCGAGCGAGAGAGAGACGAAGGCGAGGGUUUCCUCUUCUCCUGCUCCUCCUCUCCGCCCCCCCCCCCCCCUUCCCCCCAUUUCCCUCCCUUUUUCGGACGCUUACAGAGCGAACUCCUUCUCUCUUUACUCUCGCUUUUCGUUCAUUUCACCAUCUCAUUGAGCGAGCGAUUGAGAGGGAACGAGAGAAGAGAAACACAGAGAGAUCUAAGCCGUAGUUGCGGCCAGGAACUCGAUUCCCGGCCAUCGAUCUCUGGGCUCCGAUGAGAUCGACGGCGGAAAGAUGACACGAGUUAGCUAAGUGCCGUCUGUUGACCGUUCAUUUCCCGUAUUCGAGCGGAUUUGCCUCCCGGAGUGCGCUUUAGAGCUACUUCUUCUGAUGCAUAAAUGGGAAUGGAAAAUGAAAGCCAGGCCUCUUAAGUAGUGAAAUGGCCUCUGCAAUGUAGCAAGAUUUCUCUUCCUUUCGGUAUCUACUUUGAUAUUUUAGUGGUUUGCACGGGAGGAUAGCAAGUACCAACUGUGAGAUCUACUUCAUGUUCAUUUCUGCAACCAUCCGUCCUUCCCUCAGUGAAGUAGGGCCAACAUUGGAGUGCAGCACCCAACUGGGAGCAAAACCUUUUGUUGGUGACUUCUCUUCUGGUGAGAGGGUUUUCUGCUUUCUAUGUCUCCUAAUUUAGAGAGUCCUGUUCAGACCCAAAUGGCAGUUGCAGUCCUCAAGAGUCCUCUCGGCGGUGAAUACCAUGGCAAACAAAGUGAAAGGAAGCCGGCUGGGCGGAGGCGUGUGUUUGUUCAAACUGACACUGGAUCUGUUUUAGGAAUUGAACUGGAGAGAGGUGAUAAUGCCCACACUGUGAAGAGGAAAUUGCAGUUAGCUCUGCAUGUGCCAACAGAAGAGAGCUCGCUCACAUUUGGAGAUCUUAUAUUAAAAAAUGAUCUCAGUGCUGUAAGAAAUGAUGUUGCACUGCGACUGACAAAGAAUGUCAUGCAUAGGAGCUCUUCUAUGCCCUGUCUGUCACCCACUGGUAGGGAUCUCCAACACAGAGAUCGAAGUGGUCCCAUUGAGAUACUGUGCUGUGCUGAAAAAUGCUCCAAAACCAAACAGUUGGUUAAGGAGGCCAUCGUGGCAAUAAAAAAUGGGAUAGAUCCAAUUCCUGCCAAUGGUGGCCUUGGUGGUGCUUACUAUUUCAGAAACCCUAAAGGUGAACGUGUUGCUAUUGUGAAACCAACUGAUGAAGAACCCUUUGCUCCCAAUAACCCGAAAGGUUUUGUUGGUAAAGCUCUUGGUCAGCCAGGUCUAAAGAGGUCUGUGAGAGUGGGUGAGACGGGGAUGCGAGAAGUUGCGGCUUAUCUUCUUGAUUAUGACAAUUUUGCAAACGUUCCACCUACUGUGCUUGUGAAGGCUACUCAUUCAGUUUUCUGCAUCAAUGAAGGUGUUGACAGCAACCGAAUCCAGAACAGAAGGCAGGUUAGCAAGAUUGCUUCUUUCCAGCAGUUUAUACCCCAUGAUUUUGAUGCAGGCGACUACGGGACAUCUAGUUUCCCUGUUUCUGCUGUGCAUAGGAUUGGGAUAUUGGAUAUCAGAAUCUUAAAUACAGAUAGACAUGCAGGUAAUCUAUUGGUGAAAAAACUUGAUAAUGUUGGAAGGUUUGGACAGGUAGAACUCAUCCCAAUUGAUCAUGGGAUGUGCCUUCCUGAGGACCUGGAAGAUCCAUAUUUUGAAUGGCUGCAUUGGCCUCAGGCAUCAAUUCCAUUUUCAGAUGAUGAGCUUAAGUACAUAGAAAGGCUUGACCCAAUAAAGGAUGCAGAGCUGCUCAAAGCAGAAUUGCCAAUGUUUCGGGAGGCAUGCUUACGUGUUCUCAUUCUAUGCACCAUUUUCUUGAAGGAAGCAGCAGCUUUUGGGCUAAGCCUUUCAGAGAUAGGUGGCAUGAUGAGCCGUGAGUUUCAUGGGAUGGAAGAAGAGCCUAGUGAACUUGAGUUAGUCUGCGUUGAAGCAAGAAGGCUUGUGGAUGAGGAGUCAUUAUCUGAUGAAGUUGAUGAAGAAGAAGAAGAAGAAGAUGGUUCAGAGAAUGACUUAGAACAAUUUCAGUUCCAUAUUGACUGUGAAGAGGACUUCAGUCAGACAAAACAGUCAAAAGUUAACUAUCGGAACGAAACACGAAUUGGUUCUUUCUCUGUUCCUAGCUUGAACAUUGGAUUCAAACAUUUUCCGCCUUCAAGUUUUGUCUCUCCAAAAGGUGGAAGUCGCCGGAGCCCUCUGUCAAAGUUGGACGAGAGCCCAGAGGAGGACGAAAUGGAGGCUGAAGUAGAAGAAUCGGCAACAGUUUCCGGACAAAAAUCUGCUGUCCAUAAACUCUCAACAUCCUUCAAAUGCAUUGGCAUCACUGGUAAGCAUCAGCGUCAUGGAGGUGUUCGAGGAGACUGCUCCUCUUCUGGUAUGAACAGAAGAAGUGCAGAGGAACAGGUCCAAGCUGGGGCAAGCUUUGUAAAACUUUCGGAUAUGAGUUCACAGGAGUGGGGGGCAUUCCUACGCAAGUUCAAGGGGCUACUAAAUGAUGCUUUUGCAAAUAGGAAGGAUAUGAGCAUGAACCAGAGGCAUAGGCUGGGUACUUCCUGCCAGUUUUGAGAGAGAGACCCGCAGAAGGUCUGUUGGUGUUGUUCUGUGUGUACAAAAAUAAUGUUUGAAGAAUGGCAAUUUUAGUACUAGAUAGCAAGCUAGCUACGUUCUGUUUUAGUUGCAGAAUGAAGAGUAGUUAGGUGGUCGUAGAAGCGAGAUGGGUUCUGCUGCUGAUGUUCAUGGGUGUAAAUAUUCUUUUCUAGGUGUCACGGGAAGAGGUGCUUCAGUGUCAGCCAAGUGGAUCCUCCUAGGAUUUCUCUUUCUAGCACUUCUGCUUUUUUUACUCUCUUUUUACUUUUCUAUGACUACCUUUGGCCAGAUGAAAACCUUAUGAAUAAGCUAGAAAAAGGAUUGUACAAAGUUCAAAAAAUAUCAAGAGUGCGGAGCUUUAGAGACUUGAGAAAUUUUAUGGAUUUAUGAGUUGCAUUAUCUUGUUCCA
Nymphaea colorata (pocket water lily) is the source of this 3080-nucleotide messenger RNA. RefSeq names its product phosphatidylinositol 4-kinase gamma 5-like. The transcript has 2 exons. Bases 689 to 2650 code for a protein of 653 amino acids. Lineage: Eukaryota; Viridiplantae; Streptophyta; Magnoliopsida; Nymphaeales; Nymphaeaceae. The record is from RefSeq and is a predicted model, not a curated record.